Molecule: messenger RNA, 1573 nt
Organism: Ruditapes philippinarum (Manila clam)
Lineage: Eukaryota; Metazoa; Mollusca; Bivalvia; Venerida; Veneridae
Product: retinol dehydrogenase 12-like
Exons: 7
Coding region: 82-1107 (341 amino acids)
Source: RefSeq, a predicted model, not a curated record
UGUCAAUACGGCUAUUAUCAAGGUUCCAAAAGUGAAAUGAAAUGACACUGAUUUAAAUAAAGUUUAAAAAGAUUUAACACAAUGCCGUUCAAAAAUUUGUCUGAUGUUUCGACAUCUGCAAAAGAAUUUGUUCAAGACCACAAGAUUGCUAUAGCAUGUACAGUUACUACAGCAUGUGGAUUAAUUGCUUUGAAAAGAUACAUGGCUGGUGGUGUAUGCAGGAGUAAAGCACUCAUGAAUGGUAAAACAGUGCUUAUAACAGGUGCUAAUACAGGUAUAGGCAAGGAAACUGCUAAAGAUCUAGCUAGCAGAGGUGCACGAGUUUUACUUGCAUGUCGUGACAUAACUAAAGCCGAAAGAGCAGCAGAAGAUAUCCGAAAAUCAACAGGCAAUAAAGAUGUUGUUGUGUAUAUUCUAGACCUAUGUUCAUUAAAAUCUGUCCGUCAGUGUGCCGAUGAUGUUAUUAAAAAGGAGGCACGGCUUGAUGUUCUCAUUAAUAAUGCAGGUGUAAUGUGGACACCUUAUUGGAAGACAAAAGAUGGCUUUGAGAUGCAAUUUGGAACAAACCAUCUAGGACAUUUUUUAUUUACAAACCUAUUACUGGAUUUACUGAAGAAAUCAGCACCUAGUAGAAUUAUAAAUGUCUCUUCCCUGGCACAUGAAAGAGGAACAAUUAACUUCGAUGAUUUAAAUUCGGAGAAGUCAUAUUCACCAGCUAAAGCAUAUUCUCAGAGUAAAUUAGCCAAUGUUCUCUUUACCAGGGAACUGAGUAAACGUUUACAAGGAACUGAAGUGACAACAUAUUCCUUACACCCUGGUGCUGUGGAUACAGAGCUUGUCAGAUUCAAAGACCUUCAGAUUUUACCCUUGAGAAUAUUUCUCAAUUUAAUUUAUCAUGGUCUAGUCAAACAUUUCAUUAAGUCAGCUGUCCAGGGGGCUCAGACCACUAUAUAUUGUGCUGUUAGCCCUGACCUUGAUAAUGCAUCAGGAAAAUACUUCAGUGAUUGUGUUGUCAAGUUAGAAGCACCACAAGCACAUGAUGAUGAAGCUGCAGCUAAACUUUGGACAGUCUCCGAGGAAAUGGUCGGACUUACACAAAAAUCAUAAUAUGAAAUUACAACAAUAACACCUAUAUAACAUCUACCUUGUUAAAGAUGUGUAAUAGAUCUACCCUGCCUUGAUAUUUGAACUGUCUAUUUUGAAAUUACUAAAAUAUCUAUCACUAUAGAGCCUGGUCUAUCUUGAUUGUGACACAAGCUUAUCAUAAUACAGAUACCAGUAAGUUAUACAAAAGUAAUGAUUUAGGUAUUUGCAACGAAGACUCGUAUGUGGGUAAACAGUUUUGUUUUGAAGUGCCUAGGAACAUGACUAUUUUAUACUAUUUAUUUAACUUUUGACUAUACAUAUUGAUGAACUUUUUUUCUAUCGAAAACUUGAUAAUUUACUUCACAAGUCAUUGUUAAGUUUUGUUUGUAGCAUUUUUUUAGAUGCAUAUAUGAUAUUUUGCUGUUGUUUUUUUUGGUAUACAUUUAUAUCAGUAUUUAAUUUUUGUUUAUUUUUUACCCGACUUGUG